This is a messenger RNA of Raphanus sativus (radish), 2465 nucleotides long. Its product is annotated as cation/H(+) antiporter 12-like. Gene Ontology annotation, biological process: regulation of pH; proton transmembrane transport. Gene Ontology annotation, molecular function: antiporter activity. Bases 1 to 2343 code for a protein of 780 amino acids. The transcript has 3 exons. Gene Ontology annotation, cellular component: endomembrane system; membrane. NCBI's taxonomy places the organism in Eukaryota, Viridiplantae, Streptophyta, Magnoliopsida, Brassicales, Brassicaceae. The record is from RefSeq and is a predicted model, not a curated record.
AUGAAUACGACGACCUACAUCGAGGAUUGCCGACCCUUGUUGUUUAACAUCUCUUCCAAUGGAAUAUGGGAGAAUUUAAGUUCGCCCGAUGUGAUUUUUGGGUAUUCAUUGCCACUCAUGGAGAUUCAGAUAUUACUCAUCUUCACAUCGGUGGUCAUGACUCAUAUGUUCCUCAGAUGCAUCGGCAUUUCCCACAUCGCUUCCUAUAUGAUAGCUGGUCUGAUUAUGGGACCUCAGCUAUUAGAUCUAAGGGAGAAGUCAACAUGGAAACUAUCGUUGGAUCCUGUUAUGAAUGGAAAUGGACCGUUAAGAGGCUUCUCAGUAUGCGGCUUCAUGAUGUUUACGUUCCUCAUGUCCUUAAAGACCAGUCGGCGAGUUGUUUUCAACAACGGACCAUUGCCCGUUGUGAUUGGGAUCUUGACUUUCAUAGUUCCUUUGUUUGGAGGGCUCUGUUUCCGGAACAUCCUAGCUGACAAUAUAAACCCUCACUACAUGCCUCCGAAAAAAGCCCUCGCCGAGCGCACUGUCAUCAUCGCAACACAAUCUUCAAUACUACUUCCCACCACCACCUAUUUCUUGUCGGAACUCAAUAUUCUCAACUCGGAGUUCGGUCGGCUUGCAUUGUCCGCAUCUGUUAUCAAUGAUAUCCUUGGCGUUUCUUUCAUCGUACUUGCGUAUUCUCUAGGAACAUACAAAAACAUCUCACACUCAACGGCCUACAUUGACCUUAUCGCGGUGAUCAUCUUUUUCCUCCUCGUCUUUUUUGUUGUUAAACCGGCCAUGGAAUGGAUAGUGCAACAAACACCCGAAGACAAACCUGUGGCGAACAUAUAUGUGCAUGCUGUAAUUUUAACCGUAUUGGGUUCUGCCGUUUACACCACGGUCUUCCGUAUGAAAUACCUCCUCGGACCAGUCAUGAUCGGCCUCGUUAUACCAGAAGGUCCACCUUUAGGAUCCGCCUUGGAAGCCAAGUAUGAGAAGCUCACGUUAAACGUGUUCUUGCCAAUCUCGAUUGCAUUCAGUACGAUGCGAUGUGAUAUUACGAGGAUUGUGUACGAGCUAGAUGACAUAUUAUAUAAUAUCUUUCUGAUGGUGCUGACGAUCGCUUUGAAACUGGUUGCUGGUAUUGCACCUUGCUUGUACUGCAAGUUACCUCUCAAGGAGUCAAUAGCUGUUUCCGUACUCUUGAGCUGCAAGAGUUUCCCAGAAAUAUUUUUCUAUGAAUCUACAUUGGAUGAUAAGUAUAUAUCACAAGCAACAUACUCUUUCUUGAUAUUUUAUACGUUAUUAAACUCUGGGAUUAUCCCAGUAGUUAUAAGAAGUCUGUAUGAUCCGAAUCGGAAGUACAUUGGUUACCAAAAGAGGAACAUCUUCAGUUUGAAACCAAACUCCGAUCUUCGUAUUCUUACUUGUGUGCACAACCCUGGGAAUAUCUCUAGGGCCAUUGCAUUUAUCCAAUUAUUUUCCUCGCCGAACCAAGAAAAUCCCAUCAUGGUCACGGUCCUUCACCUCGUGAAGCUAGUGGGUCAGAUCGUACCGAUCUUGAUCUCGCACAACAAGAAGACGAAACAACUGAUCAAUAACUCCUACAUCCAUACCGCAAACCUUGCCUUCAGCCAAUUAAUGCAAGAGAGCUUUGAUUCAGAAAGUGUGGCCAUGUUCACAGCCCUCUCGCAUGAGAACUUAAUGCACCAAGACAUCUGCAUGCUCGCACUAGACCAGGCAACAUCUAUGAUUGUCGUCCCGUCUGGAAGAACAUGGACCAUUGAUGGGGAGUUCAUGUCAGACGAUGUGGCCAUAAGGCGUCUCAACAUCUCUCUACUCGAACGUUCGCCAUGUUCUAUUGGGAUACUCGUAGAUCGUGGACACUUCUUGCGUAAUCACAAGAGAAAGGACAACAUCAAUGUAUGUGCGAUAUUUAUUGGAGGUAAAGACGAUCGUGAGGCACUAUCGCUGGUGAAUAGGAUGAAACAUAACCCAAAGGUCCAAGUUUCUGUGAUUCGACUAAUGUCUAACCAAGAAACAGAGUCGACGAAUUGGGAUUACAUUCUUGAUCAUGAGGUUAUCAAAGAGUUGAAGGAUCCAGAGGUAAACACAAAUAUUGCAUAUACAGAGAGGAUAGUCACCGGUGGUCCUGAAGUGGCUACUACGGUCCGAUUGCUUUCGGAAGCGUAUGAUCUUAUGGUUGUUGGUAGAAAUCAUGGAACGUCGUCACCGGACUUUUCAGGACUGAUAGAGUGGGUGGAACUUCCGGAGUUAGGUGUCAUCGGAGAUUUGUUGGCGGUUAGAGAUCUUAGAUCUAGUGUCUCUGUUUUGGUAGUUCAACAACAACACCAAGCAUAAAUCAUUCAUUGUGAACUAUUCAACAACACGAGUGUAUAAUUUUAGGACAUGAUUUUAUAAGAUCUAACGAUGCUAUUUGCCAUGCGAGGAGUAUUAAUGUAUACACUUUCUUAUAACAUAAA